AUGGAGCGUACAAUUGGGAAAGGAAAUUUCGCGGUUGUAAAGCUAGCUACACAUGUGGCCACCAAAACGAAGGUCGCCAUAAAAAUUGUUGACAAGACACAGUUAGACGAAGACAACUUGAAGAAAAUCUAUAGGGAAAUUGAAAUUAUGAAGUUAUUGCGGCAUCCUCACAUUAUUAGGCUUUAUCAGGUUAUGCAGUCAGAAAGGAUGUUAUAUUUAGUAAUGGAGUAUGCAAGCGGUGGAGAGAUUUUUGAUCACUUAGUUGCACAUGGGCGUAUGAACGAGCGAGAAGCCAGAAAGAAAUUCCGACAGAUCGUGUCAGCCGUGGCCUAUUGCCACAGCCACAGUAUAGUUCACAGGGACCUGAAAGCGGAGAACUUAUUAUUAGACGCAAACUUGAGUAUCAAAAUUGCUGACUUUGGCUUUAGCAACUUCUUCACCCCUGACUCUACACUGAAGACCUGGUGUGGGAGUCCACCUUAUGCCGCACCAGAACUGUUUGAAGGGGUAGAGUACGAUGCUCCCAAGGUGGAUGUAUGGAGCUUGGGCGUAGUCCUUUACGUUUUAGUCUGUGGAGCCCUCCCCUUUGAUGGCAGUACACUUCAAAGUCUUCGCAACCGAGUUUUAGCAGGCAAAUACAGGGUUCCUUUCUACAUGUCCAGAG
Messenger RNA from Candidula unifasciata, 664 nucleotides. NCBI's taxonomy places the organism in Eukaryota, Metazoa, Mollusca, Gastropoda, Stylommatophora, Geomitridae. The record is from the annotation of a GenBank genome assembly.